AGGGAACUCUCUGGGCGAUUGGCUGGAAGCCGUGGCCACCCAAAUGUCACUGUUUCCUUCCUAUCAAGUUAUGUGCAGACCUAGCAAUAGCAAAUUUCUCAAGAGGCCAUGACAACAGGAGGGUAAGGGGGCUCUUCCUCGACGCCCCGCCUCACUUGCAAACAAAAUCGGACCUGGGACCUAUUUAGUGUGGCGGGGUGGAGCGACAAUUAUCGCGCUCGGACCAACUGCAGCUGCGCACAGUCGCAUUUCCGUUCCGCCCCUGAGACCCUGCCGCACUCUUCGUCAUGGCGGCCGGGAUGUUAGGUUUGUGCGCUCGCCGCUUUUGGGCCGCAGCGGCUACGCGAGCGCUCCCGGCUGUCCGCGCUCGCUGGCAAUCCAGCUCCUCCAGGGCUGUGGUCGCCCCGUCCGCUGUGGCGGGAAAGCGGCCUGCAGAACCGACCAUACGCUGGCAGGAGGACCCAGAUCCCGAGGACGACAACCUCUAUGAGAAGAACCCGGACUCCCACGGUUACGACAAGGACCCUGUUGUGGACCUCUGGAACAUGCGGACUGUCUUUUUCUUUGGCUUCUCCAUUGUCCUGGUCCUUGGUACCACGUUCGUGGCUUAUCUGCCAGACUACAGGAUGCAAGAAUGGGCGCGCCGGGAAGCAGAAAGGCUUGUGAAAUACCGAGAGGCCAAUGGUCUCCCCCUUAUGGAAUCCAACUGCUUCGAUCCCAGCAAGAUCCAGCUGCCAGAGGAUGAGAACUGACCAGUUGCUGAGUGGGGCUCAAGAAACACCACCCUGCCCUCCCCCCGCCUGCCGUUCUGUCUUCUCCGAGCUCCUAAUUAAAGGGACUGAAAGUCUGA
Molecule: messenger RNA, 850 nt
Organism: Oryctolagus cuniculus (rabbit)
Lineage: Eukaryota; Metazoa; Chordata; Mammalia; Lagomorpha; Leporidae
Gene: NDUFB11
Product: NADH:ubiquinone oxidoreductase subunit B11
Cellular component (GO): respiratory chain complex I
Source: RefSeq, a predicted model, not a curated record